Molecule: messenger RNA, 1673 nt
Organism: Hevea brasiliensis (rubber tree)
Lineage: Eukaryota; Viridiplantae; Streptophyta; Magnoliopsida; Malpighiales; Euphorbiaceae
Product: E3 ubiquitin-protein ligase RHF1A
Exons: 8
Coding region: 199-1377 (392 amino acids)
Molecular function (GO): ubiquitin-protein transferase activity
Source: RefSeq, a predicted model, not a curated record
AAAAGAAUCCAAAAUCAGAUUGAUUCCAUCAAACCGUCUGGAUCGGAUUUCCUCCUUGGUUUUCUCUCUUUUCUUCUUCUCUACAUAAUUCUUUUCUUUGACCAUUUACUUCACCCCCAACACUUUUUCUAGGGUUCCUUUCAUCUUCUCCUCUCUACUAUUCUCUCUUCCUUUUCCAUCAGCUCUGAAACCUCUCAGAUGGCCAAUUUCCCUUCCUCUUCCUCUUCAUUAUCUGACAACCCAAUCAUAUCAGCAGCCGCUGCUGAUGCUUCUUCUUCGGGAGCUGCUGUUGACGAUGCAUUCGACGAUGCUUGCAGUAUCUGCCUCGAGCCUUUCACUUCUCAAGACCCGCCCACUGUCACCAGCUGCAAACAUGAAUAUCAUCUUCAAUGUAUUCUUGAAUGGUCACAGAGAAGCAAAGAGUGUCCAAUAUGUUGGCAGCUUCUUGUCCUGAAGGAUCCUGCUGGCCAAGAACUUCUAGCUGCUGUUGAGACUGAGAGGUGUUUAAGGUCAAGAAACACAUCUUCUGCUGCAUCCACAAACCUAACCCAUUUUCAUGAAGAUUUUGAUAUAGAACAGGAUUCCUAUUCAGAUGACUCAGAUUUCGAUGAGCAUAUUAUGCAGCAUCUGGCAGCUGCUGCAAGCAGAGCUCAUUAUAUCCGCAGAAGGGAGAGGCAGAGAUCUUCUGGACAGGGUCCCUCGCAGUUUCUCAUCUUUAACUCGCCUACAAAUGUACCCAGUGCUCAGCAAACACACAGGUCUACUGAAGAAGGCCAAGAUGUAUAUAGUGGGUUUUCAGAGGGCAAUUCGCCAAUUCAUCUCAUGCCACCACAAGCUCUGCCAUCUGUGGUCCCUCCUGUUGUGAAUGUGGUCUCUAGUAAUGCUGUAAACAGAGACAUUCCUUCCAAACCCAGAGUUUUCAUUAGACCACCAUCAACUGAUGCUCCCCAAACAUCUUCCGAGGUGUCAUCUUUCUCAGAGUCCAUUAAAUCUAAAUGGGUUGCUGCUUCAGCCAGAUACAAGGAGUCGUUCUCUAAAAGUACUCGAGUUAUGAAGGAGAAGCUACUUGCACGUAAUAAUUCAGUUAAGGAGCUUAGCAAAGGAGUUCAGAGGGAGAUGAGUGCAGGUAUUGCUGGUGUCGUGCGAAUGAUUGAGCGGCUAGAUGUUACCUCGAAACGAACUGAAGCCACCAGUCAAGUUUCUGAUUUGAGGCCAGGAGCUUCAGACCUCUCUUUGAAGGGAAAGGGCAUGCAAGAAAACAUUAAUGCUCAGGCGAUUGACAAAAAAAGUGAGGAAAUUGCACAUGCUGCAAGCAUGGAUGUUUCUUCAACUGUCCCAGGUCAAUUGGAAGUUCCGCACGUACAGAGAGGUCAUUGAUCCUGUGGAGAGCUCAAACUUGGAUGUUUAAUUGUGUUUUACCAGGUCUUUUAAGAAUGCGGCAAAUGAUGCAAGUGACGUGUUGUGAAUAAACCAAUUUGCCUGUUGGUUUGCGUCCUGCAUUGCCUAUUUAUGCACAGUAAGGACCUUGGUAGUAGGAAUUACUUUACCAGCAAAAAAAAAAAAAAAAAACUAUUUUGUUUUGUCAUGAACUCUUUGAGACUAAAGAUGAAUGAAGGUGUUCUCCCCCAUCUUGCAGUUUUCAUAACAGAUAUCCUACUCUGGUUGUUUGCUUA